GUGGCGGCCAUGUUGUAUCCGCGGGUGUGUGUGAGUAUGAGUGUGUAUGAGUGUGUGACUGAGUGUGUGUGUAUGAGUGUGUGUGUGUGUUUGGGUCUGGGAGAAGAGGAGCGUGUGUUGUACUACGAGCUGCCGCCGCCGCUGCCGGUGUGUGUGUGUGUGAGCACCGCUCUCAUACCAGCCGAGUCGUGGGUUAAAACUGUCGGUUAACCUUAGUUUGCCCGCUUCGCCAUGAGCCGUCCGUCCUCAGCGGGAGGAGCGGGCGGAGGACUGGGAGCCGGUAAGGCGGGAGGAGGGAGUAAACACGGCGGCUCCGGAGCAGCAGGAGGAGGAGGAGCGGCGGCAGCUGCCGCUGCUGCAGCCGCUGCGGCCGCGGCAGCAGCAGCAGCGGCGGCGGCUGCUGCGGGGGUUUCGGGCUCCGUCUCUGGGUCCGGUUCUGUGACUGCUGCGACCGCUGUAACGUUACCUACUGCGGCUGCUGCUGCUGCCGCCGCUGCUGCUGCUGCUCUACCCGGACAGUCGGCCGAGCUGACGGCGCUGUUCGAGUGCCCAGUGUGCUUCGACUACGUGCUGCCGCCGAUCCUGCAGUGCCAGGCCGGCCACCUGGUCUGCAACCAAUGUCGACAGAAGCUGAGCUGCUGCCCGACCUGCCGCGGGCCUCUCACACCCAGCAUACGGAACCUGGCGAUGGAGAAAGUCGCCUCCACGCUGCCCUUCCCCUGCAAGUAUGCCUCAGCGGGUUGCCUGCUGUCACUGCACCACAGCGAGAAACCCGAACACGAGGAGGUCUGCGAGUUCCGCCCGUACACCUGCCCCUGUCCAGGGGCCUCCUGCAAAUGGCAAGGCUCUCUGGAAGCAGUCAUGCCUCACCUCAUGCACGCCCACAAAUCCAUCACAACACUGCAGGGCGAAGACAUUGUCUUCCUGGCCACGGACAUCAAUCUGCCAGGAGCUGUGGACUGGGUGAUGAUGCAGUCCUGCUUCGGGCAUCACUUCAUGCUGGUGUUGGAGAAGCAGGAGAAAUACGAGGGCCACCAGCAGUUCUUCGCGAUCGUGCUGCUUAUAGGUACUCGCAAGCAAGCCGAGAACUUUGCCUACCGCCUCGAGCUGAACGGCAAUCGUCGGCGGCUCACAUGGGAAGCCACACCACGGUCAAUCCACGACGGAGUUGCUGCAGCGAUUAUGAACUGUGACUGUCUCGUGUUUGAUACCUCCAUUGCCCACCUUUUCGCUGACAACGGCAACCUGGGCAUCAACGUUACCAUCUCCAUGUGCUGAGGAAGUCCAAGAGAGCCCAAGAUGAGUAGCCAUUUGCCAGGGAUUGAAGCCUUGGAAUGGAUGACUGCUGUUCGUUCCCUCUUUCCAGAGUUGGAGGGUCUAAGAAUGACAGGUGGGAGAUACAUUUGCGUGUACAGAAUAUAUAUGUCUGUUCAGGACUUGUUCCGUCCAAGAAGGCAUACUGAGACUGACCUAUAGAUCUAGAUCUGUCUGCCGAAAGAACGAGAGGGUCUUUCUUGCGAUUGGAGAAUGUGGCAUAUUGUUGGUACGAGGCAACCAGAACAAGCACAGCUAAAACACAGCUUUUCUUGCAUUGUCCAAGGAUACCAAUCCAAUCCCCCAAUGCUCUCACCUCUCAGGCCCUUACUAGACUGGAAUGCUCUCAGCCCAGGCCCAGCCACUUUACAGCCAAGCCUAAUGGACAGAGCCUCCAGAGCAUUGUUGAUGAAUGGAUCAGUCAGGUCCCAGAAAUGCUUGGGUGGUUUGCUGGGACAGGGCAGGGCAGGGCCUGAGCGCAGUCACGUUGUCACGUUCAAAGCUGCCUCAAGCGUAUGUUAAACAAACAUACGACUUAAAAGAAAUUGCACUGACUUCAGAUGGAAUCAUGACUGACUGUGUAUAUGCUAAGAUUCUAAUGUUCAUGUCUGAGAUGUACUUAUAUGAUGCAGUGCCCAGAAAUGAAUGAAUGAAAGAAUUAAUGAAUGAACAAUGGCUGGAUUUGUGUGGAAAUAAAACUCACUUGCAGGAUGAUUGCAUGACUGGCCACCAUGUCUGUCAGGACCUCAUCUCAAUCAUGUUUUUAUCUGUCUAGGAAGUGUUUAAUGUCGUUUCAGUACCAUUGUCCCAUCAAACCAAUGAAAAAAAGGAUGGAAAUCCACUGUUGAUUGAAUUGAGUUCUUUGUAAAACUGGUUAAAGAUGAGGAAAAAUGUUGGUAGAUACAUUUUGAGUUCAUUUUUUGACUGUCAGUCAGCUGACUCUAACUCUUCUUGGGUCAAGGUUUUUGAUUUACUGAAAAAAGGAAAAAGUAAGGACUUAAACCAGUUUCUAACAUGCCUCAUUAGUCAUACUCUGUUCCCAUGUCACUCACUCAAAGUAAUAGCCUCAUAUGCUGUAUGUUUGAGUUUGAUACUUGAAUGUUUUUUGCUUUCGAACUGUGCUGCCCUGCAAAGGCAGAAAAUAGUAACUACAGAAACAGAAAAAAAUAUCUUUAGAAUUCUGUUGUCUAGCCAAAUAUGUCAUUGCAGUUCUCCUCAGACAACAAUUUUUACUCAACUACAGUUGCUGCAUUUUUCUUUGGCCUCUGUUUGGCACUGUGGUCCUCAAGCACCACUCUGGGCUCUCGUGACAUAAAGUAACGGUCCAGCAUGUAAACAAUAAGAGCCUGCAUGGUUUAAAAUGAACUUUGGAAUGAACUUUAAAAAUUUUGCUCUUGGAUGCAGAUGCUGCAUUGGACUGGUUCAGGGUUUCAGGAAGAGUACCUGUAUGUAUGUAUGUAUGUUUCUUACUUAACCCCUCUUUUUCUAUCCAAGCUAAUCAAAGAGAACUGACGACACACUUUGUAAAUACUCACACAAACCUAGUUUUGUUGUUAUUUGCUGUGUUAUUGUUACGUCUCUUUUUAUUGGUUUAUUUAGUCUAGCUUGAUUACCGCUCCAGCUCUUUAAACCGCAGCUCCGUGAGAUUUUGGGAGACGUGUUUCCCUCAACUCCCCGGGUCAGUCAACCUACAGCGCCUUACUUGUAUACAAGACCAACCUUUCAGAGCCCAGCAGGGCUUCUGCUGAAGAUCAGGUCACCGUGAUCCAAACCGCUAGUGUCUUGAAAAGACUGAAGUAUAAGAGCCUUUGUUCAUAAAUAGUGGCAUUAUGGGGACACAUGAUCAUGAGACAUCCUUCGUAAAGCCUCCCCACCCCCCCACCCCCGGAGCUUCUUAGCAGUAGCGGCAUCCUUCACACAACACAACACAACCUAAAAAUUCUAUCUCAAAUCCGCUCGAAUACCUCUGCUGACCUUGGACACGUCUGUAAGUGGACUGACUGCAUGGAUCUCGCUGGACCCUGGAGGUCUAGGUGGUUUUCAGUGGAACACAGUUAGUUCAGAAGUCGGAAUCCCCUCAGCUCCGUCAUGAUACUUCUGAUUAAGUUAAUAAUGUAAAUGUUUUCUCUGUAAUCCACGUACCGGUUUUAUUUUGUCUUUGUGUUAAUGGAGUUUUGUAUGUUUGUGUCAAACAUGAAGUAUGAAGGAAUUUAUUUUGACUUUAUUUGCGCUCUAGUAAGCAUCUGCUUCACAAAUAAUACAAGGCUUUAAUCAGCUGGUUGCCAUGGCAACUGAAUAUGCUAAUUAGGGCUCGGGGGAUAAUAGAGCACGGAAGUGAAGUUCUGGAUACAGAUGCGCUGUUGAGGAAACCCCGCAAUGAUGCUAAUUUACAUGAAAUGACCACUGUUUGUGAAGUCCCUACCAUUUGAAACCAUGCUUUCCUCCCCAUUUCGUCUUUCUUUUUAAUUAUAAAAGGUGCCAAAAAUGACACUAACCACUGCGCUUUGUGUUUAAGAACUGACACAGAGCGGUGAACAUGAAUCGAGUUAAAAUGCUAAACAAAAAGGCAUGACUAUAAACAUGUUCAAGGACACUUUCCUACACAGUUUUUAAAAUUGUCAUUGCUGUGCGUGUAGGAUGAUACAGCGAGUGGAGAAAAAGCCAAAUACUGGCAGCCUAAAAUCAGUGAAUCAGUAAAUCCAUCCUGGCUUGGAUGCUUCACUUGGAUUGUGUGCGAACAGUAAUUGUAUUUCUGAGUCCAUGUUAACCGGAGUAUUCUGAGAUUUUUCAGUUUGUGCACCUGGGACAGAAAACACUUUCAGAGCAAUGCUGAAUCUUCUACUUGAUGUUUGUUCAUAUUGCAUCUCAGUGUGUUAAAAAACUGAGAUUAUUGGCUGGUUGAAAUAGAAAAAAUCUGAUUAUUGCCUAACUCAUGUAAACUCCACUCACACAAAUUUUUCAAUUAUCUGAUUAAGUUCAUGUAAACGCAUCGAUCCGAUUACCGACAAACACUGAAGUUCUGCAUUAAUUUGAAUUAUGCAUUGAAAAUGCGUGUAAAUGCACUCAAACCUUGUCAAAGGUUAACCAGGCACGAGUUAACAUCAACUGAUAAUUCCUCUGGAGGGCUGUAACCUGUAGGCCGCAAUAUGUUCAGCAGGAACACUGCCAUUAAUAUCGGUUUGAAGUCAGUAAACAAAAGACCUAGUCUGUACGUCUAUAUGACUGGAGGCACGUUGAGUGGGAGGAUCUCCUUCAUGCUAACCACGAGCCUGUGAGCAAACGCCAAGCACUUACUUUCUAGAGGGGAAAAGGACAUUCCCCACAUAAUGAGGGGGGAAGCUCUUCUUUUGUGCAAUAGAGAAUAAAAUAAGUGGCGGAAUCCGCAAUUGAGGAACCAAGAAUUAGUGGUUGAUGACAGUUGAAUUAUUGUUUCUGUCUUUUCUUAAAUACAGUCAGUCUGUUCUGUAAUACAGUUUGUUUCUAGAGUAAACCCUCAGGUUUGCUUUUCUAACAGCCUUCCACAAACCUUGUCACAACACUGCCAGCCAUCUGUUUCAAACCCCCAGCAUUCCAGACGCCCCUUAAUAGAACUGGACAAGGCACUGAAUAAAUACAUUUUGAUGACGGGAGCAGGUGGCCUGCUGGGGAGAACGCCACAGUUUGCAAUCAGAGCAUCAAUAUUCACCGGCUAGGUUGCCAGAAAUGAACAAGUGGAAUUGGAAAACUUUAUUUGUGACUUUGAACUAGAGAUGAGCCCCAAAUUUGCAUAAAUCAGCCAGUGGUGAAAUACAAAUUGAUAGCAAAAUGCAUGUUAAAUCCAUUUGUUUUGAACCCUUCCGUGCAGAUACCAAAAUAACUUUUGGCUUUGGAAAGGGUUGUCUUUCCAGGGAGAUGUAUUGCCUUAUUAAAAAAAUAGCUGCUUAUGGUAUUUAUCAUCUUUUUUCUAGAUGUUUGGAAUUUCCACUGUCAUGUCUGGGAUUUAACUGUAUUUACUGUGGGGAUUGAAAAUUGGUGACUAUUGCUAUGUUCACAUUACCAGGCUGAAGUGAAUCCUGUUUUGGUUCAGGGCUGUGUAGACAGGUCUGAUUAUUUAAAAUCAAAUUACAGUCACUUAAAAUGAGGUCCUAGAUUUGAAACAUAUCCGAAUCAUGUUUAGUGCUAAUGCCAGUCAGAAGCAGUGUUGUGACAAAUUCCAGCUCCCUGUCAGAAUCUGUAUCCGCAGUGUGUUUGUAUAUACCAUACAAUAUGCUCACAACUCCUAUUGUUUCUGUUCAUAAUUAAAAUAAAUAUUACAUAUAAAGUACCAUUAUUUGGGUUUUUCUUCACAAAUAUUAAAAUAAUACUGCUUAAGUAAGUCAGAUUCUGACAGGGACUAGAAAUUUGGUACAACACCAGCAGGGCAGCAGUUAGGAACAGGGCUGUUUACAUUACAGAUAGAUAUUGGUCACUUUAUGUGUCUAAAGUUUAGGAUUAUAUCUGGAUUAGGCCUAUUCACAAAAGAUGCCAAUGUAAACACAAACCUGAGAUAGAUUUGAAAAUCAUUUUAUUAUUUUUUUAGUUCCUCCCCCCAUUUUCUUCGAAUUUAGCUAGACCAAUUGUCCCACACACUCAGCUGCUCUUCAGCUGUAUUUCCCCUAUCACUAGUGAUGCCACAACACAAGGAUGAAAGGAGGGUGAAGACUAGCACGUCUCCUCCAAUACAUGUGAACUCAGCAACUGCCUCUUGUUAAACUGCUGCUGAUGUAGUCAUCACAGCGCACUCUGAGGAAAGCGCAGUGACUCAGUUCCGAUACUUCAGCUCACAGACGCCUUUGUGCUGAUCGACAUCACCCCAGAAGUAAUGAGUGGAAAAGAGCACCAUCUACCCAACCAGAGAGAAAGCAAGCCCAAUUGUGCUCUCUCAGGGCUCUGACAGCUGAUGGCAAGCUGCAUGACAGGGAUUUGAACCAGCGAUCUCCUGAUCAUAUUGGCAGCUCUUAGCCUGCUGGACUACUCGGUGUGCCAGAUUUGAGACAAAUUGUAUAGCAGUGUAAACCUGCCAUCCCUUUAAGACAUGUUAGACUACAUUUUUUCUACAUUUAUAAAUGUGAAUAAUCAAGAUAACCAAAUGCAAUCUAAGCUGAAAAACUGAGGCAUGUAAUUUGAACACAGCCUUUUGUCUUCCAGUUUUUAUUAGCAACAUUACAUGUAUGAUCAACCUAUUCUUUUAGGUUUAAAUGUUGUGAAAAAUAAGGAUCUACAUGGAAAGUUCAACUUAUUUCAAUGCAUAGGAGGUUAUCAUGAGGUAAUACAUUUAAAUUCAUUUAAAUCUGAAAGCAAAAAAAACUGUAUAUAUAUAUAUAUAUAUAUAUAUAUAUAUAUAUAUAUCUUUACAACACAAGAACACAAAUCUUCUACUUCCAAAGAUAUUGCUCUUAGUUUUUAACAGCAGUUUAAAAUGAUCUGAGGAAAGGUUUUGUAAUCAUUACGUUUAGUCGCUUUAAAUACACGGGGGAUGUUCUGUAAUGCAGCUACGUUUCUGUAACCAUGACAAAACAGUUGGCAUAAAGAACCUCUCUCUCUCUCAGGCUUACCUGAGGAAGCUAAUAGCAGAUCACCUUUAACUACCCUGUCCUCUAAAUAGAUCCGACAGUGGCAUGUCCUUUGGUAUUUUGGAGUUAAGAGUAGAUGACGUUAACUGGGUAUUAUGUUAGAUAUUAGCUCUCCCAAUGCCUUCUUUUUUCCUUCAUAUUCCCCUCCAGAACUCUUGAGACUGUCGCUGGUUAGGUUCCUUGCUCUUCACCCAAACAUUCCUCUUCUGUUCCUCAGCUGACAAAUGUUAAUUUAUUCAGAGUAUAUUUGUGUAAGUUUGCCUCUUAGAUGGUUAACUAUGUUAAUGUGACUCUAGAGAAUUUAUUUGAUUGUAAUAUUAGCAAUGAAGUAAUUUGAAGUUAUUGGAUUCCUGUUGAGCGGGUAGAAGAUGAUUGAUUAUGAUUUAUGUGCACAUUGUUUGUUUGGUCUUGUGCUUUUUUUUUUUCAAAAAUAAUCAUCAGUUAAGUGUCAUUUCAUAAUGUAACAGAAUGAAAGUUCUGUAUUACUUGGCUUUUGUUUUUCUUUUUGGGGGGAAUAAUAAUGAAAUUCUGUUGUAUUAUUAUCCAUAAAUCUAUUUUGUUCUUUAUAUCACGUCAAAUUCUAAUAAAAUAUUUAUGUCAAA
This is a messenger RNA of Astyanax mexicanus (Mexican tetra), 7507 nucleotides long. RefSeq names its product seven in absentia homolog 2 (Drosophila)-like (gene siah2l). The transcript has 2 exons. Gene Ontology annotation, biological process: multicellular organism development; proteasome-mediated ubiquitin-dependent protein catabolic process. Lineage: Eukaryota; Metazoa; Chordata; Actinopteri; Characiformes; Acestrorhamphidae. Gene Ontology annotation, cellular component: cytoplasm. The coding region runs from base 232 to 1278 and encodes 348 amino acids. The record is from RefSeq and is a predicted model, not a curated record. Gene Ontology annotation, molecular function: ubiquitin protein ligase activity; zinc ion binding; ubiquitin conjugating enzyme binding.